CGGAUUUUCUCUCAAUAGUCUGAACACUAUAUUUGUGCUAUAAAUCAUUCUCAACAUCAUCUCCAAAGAGUCCUCAGAUUUCUUCCAGAGUGAGGCCCUGGUUUUUGAGAAGUCACAUGCCAUAAUGGGCACUCCAGAAAGUGGCACCAAAAUGAAAAUAAGGUCGACGAUGGAAAUCAACAUGCCCUUUGCUCGGAUGCUUGUUGGGAAGACUUCAGAGCAAUACACGUAACUAGGCCGCAAAACAUAAUCAAGUGGUGGAAAAUUAUCUGCGGGAACUCGUAAAAGGCUUGCAUUAUAAGACAAGCAUUUUUCUUACACGUACGGAAUUCUCUGUCCGCAGAACGAAGACGUGUUGUGAGGAGAUGGACUUUCCAUUCUCCUAUUGAGAGGCACGGCUGUCUCGGGCCAGUUUCUCAUCAUACUAACAAGAAGCCGUUGUUGAGCAGCUGAGAGAUACAUCGCUGCUCGACAAUGCAGAUCCCCAUCCUGCGCUUUAAUUGACAUUGGCAUGAGCUGCAAAUCAUAAUCACGAGACCAUAAUAAUUAGAGACGUAGGAACAAUUGCCGCAUGUUUUCGCGUCGCAACGAGACUCUUAACGACAAAAUUGAAGGAUGGAUCCUAAGGGAAAAGUUGCCUUGAUAACUGGUGCAGGCUCAGACAUCUGCUUAGCCUUUGCCGAAAUCCUCAACAAAGCAGGAAGAAAUGUUGUGAUUGCUGACCUCGGCCUCAAUCCUGAAGCUGAAGCGUGGAAGCAGUCAUUUGAUGCCUCGUCGCCUCGAGUCGAGUUUCAGCGAACGAAUGUGACCAAAUGGAGGUAGCUCCAAGCAGCCUUUCAAGCGUGCAAACGUACCUUCGGUGCUGUUCCCAACGUUGCACUUCCUGGAUCCGAUGUUUUCGAGCCCAACGGAUUCUUUCUCCUUCUGGAAAGAGGAAGAGGCAGACGAGGAUUCUAGGUACAACAUCCUUGACAUAAACCUGGUGCACCCGAUCAAAACGACUAGAAUCGCUGUGCACGAACUGGUUCGGCUCAAAAGCCCGGUGCUAUUAUCUACAUUUCAAGCAUUGCAGGGCAACGAUCGAGCAUCAUCACUCCUUUCUAAACGGGCAUCAAAACAUGGGGUGAGCAGCUUGAUGAGGGGAACGGCGCCGUUGGAAAAGCUAGCCCGUAUUCGUGUCGCCGGAGUGGCUCCAGGCUCAUUAUGUUCAAAUACAACCGGCACACGAUUGUACACUCCAGAAGCGAGAAAGACGUUGAAUCUGUCCAAAGACCUCCUUGUUCCGAAAGAAGAGGUAGCGAACGCGAUGUUCGCAAUACUUAUUGAUAAAAGCUAUCAAUCCGGUACGAUAUUUGCGAUACGUGACAUAGGGCAAGACACGUGGAGGCCGGUCGAGCUUCUCAGUGGUCCUGGCCCUUCCGGACCAGCAAGUACGACAAGCGGAAAGGCAGACACCAUCAAGGAAAUUAUAAAGCACUUAGCCCCUGAGGGCGUAGGAAAUAAUCUCUACGAAGGCAUUCUGACAGAUUGA
Verruconis gallopava is the source of this 1531-nucleotide messenger RNA. RefSeq lists its product as uncharacterized. The coding region runs from base 893 to 1531 and encodes 212 amino acids. The transcript is spliced from 3 exons. Lineage: Eukaryota; Fungi; Ascomycota; Dothideomycetes; Venturiales; Sympoventuriaceae. The record is from RefSeq and is a predicted model, not a curated record.